Messenger RNA from Helobdella robusta, 396 nucleotides. RefSeq lists its product as hypothetical. The coding region runs from base 1 to 396 and encodes 131 amino acids. The transcript is spliced from 3 exons. The record is from RefSeq and is a predicted model, not a curated record. Lineage: Eukaryota; Metazoa; Annelida; Clitellata; Rhynchobdellida; Glossiphoniidae.
AUGAAAUCUCUAACACUGCGUUGCGGAGCGACUAAAAACUCAUCAUUGGAAGUGACUUCCAUCUACUCGACCAUCAUUCCAUCCUUCAAACGGGUCUACACCCUAAAUUCUGGUCCCACCCACCAAGGUCACACGUUUCCGCACAUCAUCUUGGAGUGGUUGCUGCUCCUCCACCAACUAACUCAACAUCGCGAAACAACACCCCAAGCCUUCACUAACAGUAAGCGUGGAAGCAAAGCCAUGUGGGACCAAGUCAACAAGUUCAUAGACUUUGACAAAUCGUUCAACACGUCAACCUCACAGCAAAUUGAUGCCAACACAGUCAACACCAACUGCUUCCAUGUCAACCGACCCGUCCUACAAAACUCCACCAACAAAAGCAACAAUAGUCAAUAG